Molecule: messenger RNA, 954 nt
Organism: Purpureocillium lilacinum
Lineage: Eukaryota; Fungi; Ascomycota; Sordariomycetes; Hypocreales; Ophiocordycipitaceae
Product: NADH-cytochrome b5 reductase
Cellular component (GO): endoplasmic reticulum
Molecular function (GO): oxidoreductase activity
Source: RefSeq, a predicted model, not a curated record
AUGGCCGCCGCCGCCGCCGCCGCUCAGGACUCGUCCUGGCUCGCCCGCCACUACAUCGACUACGUCUACAUCCCCGGCGCCCUGCUCGUCGUCGGCACCCUCAUCGUCAAGCGGGAGUGGGCGCCCUACUCGAUCCUCCUCGCCCUCGUCCUCGGCGCCUACAACUUCUGGAACUUCCAGAUCAAGAAGGUCCUCAAGCCUGAUGUCUUCCAGGAGUUUGAGCUCCAGGAAAAGACCGUCAUCUCCCACAAUGUCGCCAUCUACCGCUUCAAGCUCCCCUCGUCGCAGUCCAUCCUCGGCCUCCCGAUCGGCCAGCACAUCUCCAUUGGCGCCCCCCUGAAGCAGCCGGAUGGCAGCACCAAGGAGAUUGUCCGCUCCUACACUCCCAUCUCGGGCGACCACCAGCCCGGCUUCUUCGACCUCCUCAUCAAGUCGUACCCCCAGGGCAACAUCUCCAAGCACAUGGCCUCCCUCGUCGUCGGCCAGGCCAUCCGUGUGCGCGGCCCCAAGGGCGCCUUCGUCUACACCCCCAACAUGGUCCGCCACUUCGGCAUGGUCGCUGGCGGCACCGGCAUCACCCCCAUGCUGCAGAUCAUCCGCGCCAUUGUCCGCGGCCGCGCCGCCGGUGACCGCACGGAGGUCGACCUCAUCUUCGCCAACGUCACCCCCCAGGACAUCCUCCUCCGCGAGGACCUCGACGCCCUGACCAAGGAGGACAGCGGCAUCCGCGUGCACUACGUCCUGGACAACCCUCCCGAGGGCUGGACCGGCGGCGUUGGCUACGUCACCGCCGACAUGAUCACCAAAUGGCUCCCCAAGCCUGCCGAAGACGUCAAGGUCCUCAUCUGUGGCCCUCCCCCCAUGGUUAGCGGCCUGAAGAAGGCCACCGAGAGCCUCGGCUUCAAGAAGGCCCGCCCCGUCAGCAAGCUCGAGGACCAGGUCUUUGCUUUCUAA